Molecule: messenger RNA, 2950 nt
Organism: Salvelinus sp. IW2-2015
Lineage: Eukaryota; Metazoa; Chordata; Actinopteri; Salmoniformes; Salmonidae
Product: signal transducer and activator of transcription 1-alpha/beta
Biological process (GO): regulation of cell population proliferation; regulation of transcription by RNA polymerase II; type I interferon-mediated signaling pathway
Molecular function (GO): DNA-binding transcription factor activity, RNA polymerase II-specific; RNA polymerase II cis-regulatory region sequence-specific DNA binding
Source: RefSeq, a predicted model, not a curated record
UAUUGGAGAAGACAUUCUUCUGUAUGUGGGCGUCAUCAGGCUGUUAUGCUACAGAUAGAACCAUAAGAUUCGUUUUAAAAUAUAUAUUUGGUUACGCUGUUUGAUGUUGUAAGUGACCUGACUGUACUUUUGCAGCGGAUCUGUAACAGGAAACCAUCAUUUCUUCAAGUAUUUCGUUCGGGAUUUGUUGUUCAAAGUAAAAGAUGGCCCAGUGGUGCCAGCUGCAACUACUGGAGUCUAAAUACCUGGAGCAGGUCGACCAGCUCUACGAUGACUCCUUCCCCAUGGACAUCAGACAGUACCUCAGCAAGUGGAUUGAGAGCAUCGACUGGGAAAAUGUGGCUGUUCAGGACUCCUUAGCAACAGUACGUUUCCAUGACCUCCUAGCCCAGCUGGAUGAUCAACACAGCCGCUUCGCCCUGGAAAACAACUUCCUGCUACAACACAACAUCCGCAAGAUCAAGCGAAACCUCCAGGACCACUUUCAGGAGGACCCCGUUCACAUGGCCAUGAUCAUCUCCAGAAACCUGAAGGAGGAGCAGAAGAUUCUGGCUGCUGCCAAAAGCAUAGAGACCGACAGAGAAAACACACAGACUAGCAUGGUUCUGGAGAAGCAAAAGCUGGACAACAAAGUGAAAGACAUGAAAAACAAGGUUCAGGAAGUGGAUCAGAAUGUAAAGUCUCUGGAAUACCUUCAAGACGAGCAUGACUUUAAGGAAAAUAACCUUAAGAACAGAGAACAUGAAAUGAACGGGCUGACACCCAAACAGCUGGAACACGAGAAGCUGCUGAUUGCAGAGAUGUGUUUCAAGCUGAAGUUUCAGAGAGUGGAAGUGGUUGGCCAGUUGGCGGAGGUGCUCAACAUGGCCGAGGCGGUCCAGUUAGACUUGAUCUCAGAGGAGAUGGCGGAGUGGAAGAAGAGGCAGCAGAUCUCCUGUAUCGGAGGACCACCCAACGCAUGUCUGGACCAACUGCAGAACUGGUUCACAGCGGUGGCGGAAAGCCUGCAGCAAGUGAGGCAGCAGCUGAAGAAGCUCCAGGAACUAGAGCAGAAGUACACAUACGACAACGACCCAAUCAAACAGCAGAAAAGCUUCCUGGAGGGGCGGGCCCUGUCACUGUUCCGGAACCUCCUAGAACAUGCCUUGGUGGUGGAGAGACAGCCCUGUAUGCCCACACAUCCACAGAGACCUCUGGUGCUGAAGACACAGGUGCAGUUCACUGUCAAGCUCAGAUUUCUUGUGAAGCUCCAGGAAUUCAACUAUCAACUCAAAGUGAAAGCUUUGUUUGACAAGGACGUUACAGAAAAGAAAGGGUUUCGUAAGUUCAACAUAUUGGGUACCAACACAAAAGUUAUGAAUAUGGAGGAGUCAAAUGGAAGCUUGGCUGCAGAGUUUCGCCAUUUGCAACUGAAAGAGCAGAAAGUAGCCGGAAACAGAACAAAUGAGGGGCCUCUCAUUGUGACAGAGGAGCUGCACUGUAUCUGCUUUGAAUCUGAACUCAACCAGUCAGGUCUGGAGCUCAAGCUAGAGACCAUCUCCCUGCCCAUCGUGGUCAUCUCCAACGUCAGCCAGUUGCCCAGUGGCUGGGCCUCCAUCCUGUGGUACAACAUGCUGACCAGCGAGCACAAGAACCUGAAGUUCUUCCUGAGCCCUCCUGCAGCGUCCUGGGGUCAGCUGUCUGAGGUGCUGAGCUGGCAGUUCUCCUCUGUCACCAAGAGGGGACUCAAUGAAGAGCAGCUAGGCAUGCUGGCCGACAAACUCCUGGGCCAGAAAGCACAGAGGAAUCCUGAGGGCCUUAUCCCCUGGACCAAGUUCUGUAAGAGUCUCAGUGAGAAGAGCUUUCCCUUCUGGCUGUGGAUCGAAGCUAUCCUGGACCUCAUCAAGAGACAUCUGCUGUCCCUGUGGAACGAUGGUUGCAUCCUGGGCUUUGUGAGUAAGGAGAGGGAGAAGGCCCUGCUGACUGGGAAGUGUCCAGGCACGUUCUUGCUACGCUUCAGUGAGAGUAGCAGAGACGGAGCCAUCACAUUCACUUGGGUGGAACACGACCAAUACGAUAAGCCUGUAUUCCAUGCAGUGGAGCCCUACACCAAGAAGGAGCUGUCUGCUGUCUCUCUGCCUGACAUCAUCCGCACCUACAAGGUGAUGGCAGCUGAGAACAUCCCAGAGAACCCACUCCGCUUCCUCUACCCAGACAUCCCCAAAGACAAGUCCUUCGGAAAGUACUACGCUAGGGCCUCCGAGGCAUCGGAGCCUAUGGAUGUGGAGAGUUCCAGCAGCACAGGAUACAUGAAGACAGAACUCAUAUCGGUGUCAGAAGUUCACCCAUCUAGACUGCAAGACAACAUGAUGCCCAUGUCGCCAGACGUGUUCGGUGAGCUGAAGAGGAGCGUUGCACCAGUGUUCCAGUGUUGGACUGGUCCAAAGGAGAUUGAUGCUGUGGCGUCUGAUCUCGGAGAGUUUUUAGCUGAAGACUUUCAGAUGUUUCAGAACACACCUGACUUGGACUGCAACUGAGCCAACAGACAGGUGGAACCUGAUCUUUUAGUUGUCUAGUUUUAUACUGAAGCCCAUUUCCGUCCUUUACUCUCCUUGAACUUCAGUAGUCACGUUCCAGAACAAAUACAUUUUACACUUAUAUAUUAUUAUAUGUAUUACACAAUUAAUAAUUUGGUGGUAAUGUGCAUGAACAUAAAAGACUUAGCUAACUACUGUAACAUUUGUAUAAUGAAUGAAUAGGGACUCCUAUGUCUUUCCAUGCCAAUAUUCAACCAUAUACAGUCCCGUGGGGUUAACUUGCGACGCCAGGGUUGUGGGAUCGAUUCUCAAGGGGGACCAGUUAAAAGUGUGGAAAUGUAUGCACUCACUACUGUAAGUCACUCUGGAUAAGAGCGUCUACUAAAUGACCCCAAAAAAUGAAUAAAGGGAGGUACCAUCCAUCUUUAAAAUGA